AUGACAGAGUUAGUCGAGGAUGUAGUUUUGGAGAAGUCUGCAGGGGAUUCUAGUGGUGCUGGACAAUUGGACGAGGCUCAUGCAUGGGAGGCUGAUUACACUAAGAGUUGGAUCAACAUCACCAAAGACCAGCACGGCAAACUGGUAGUGCGAGACGAAGCCUCCAUUGCUCGGAAAUACCCGCGGAACUACGAUGGUGUCCUGCCAGUCUCAGCUGGUGAGGAUGGCGAACUAGUCCAUAAGCAGUCAAUGGCUUUGAAGAGAGGCUUACUACGGUUCCUGUACUUGGUAGUGGAUAUGAGCUCUGCUAUGCAGAAUAUGGAUUACAAACAGAAUAGGUUAGAUUUCGUAGUAUCGCAUCUUUGUCGUAAUUUCAUCCCCCAAUACUUCGACCUCAACCCUAUCAGUAACCUGUCCGUCCUUGCAUUACGAGACCAGAGGGCUCACUUCGUCACGCGUAUGUCGGGCCAACCGGCCUCCCAAAUGGAGCGAGUCCUCCAGUUCUCCACUGGUGGGGCCUCAGGCUCAGCAUCCCUCGUCAAUGCACUUGAAGCAGUGGGUCAGGCUGCUAAAGGGAGUCUACCUCGUUAUGGUGAUAUAUAG
Perkinsus marinus ATCC 50983 is the source of this 603-nucleotide messenger RNA. Its product is annotated as btf, putative. NCBI's taxonomy places the organism in Eukaryota, Perkinsozoa, Perkinsida, Perkinsidae. Bases 1 to 603 code for a protein of 200 amino acids. Gene Ontology annotation, biological process: regulation of transcription by RNA polymerase II; nucleotide-excision repair. Gene Ontology annotation, cellular component: transcription factor TFIIH holo complex. The transcript has 5 exons. The record is from RefSeq and is a predicted model, not a curated record.